AUGGCACCCUGUGCACUGGCCCUGGACCGUGUGGGUGGGAGGGGAAAGGCCUGGGUCCUGGGCAGGAUACAGCCCCCCUUCCAGGCACCCGGGGUGGGCUAUGGCCCCCUUUGCCCCUUUUCCCAGCCGGGUCUGCCCUGCUGCCUCUGGGUGGUCCCGAGUCCCCUGAGCAGCGGAGCCUCUCCUCUCCAGCAGGGCCUUGGCCACCCGGCCCUCACCGGCUGCGGCAUCCGUGGACACCAGCCGCCAGCAGUACCAGCAGCGCCAGCAGGCCGCAGAGCAGCGGGGGGAUGUUUCCUCCUGCCAGGGGGACCUGCUCACCUCCUGGAGCAGAGCCUGCCGGCAGGGGCACAUCCAGAAGGAGACCGCCGCCCGGUCACCUGGAAGAUCAACCGUGGCCCUGAGUCCCCGCAGGCGGGGCCCCAGCCCAGGCAGCGGCCCCCCUUCAGGCAGCCGUGGGAGUGGGGCCAGGCCACCGACUCCCCCGCCCACAAGGGCAUCCAGGCCGGGCAGACAGGUCUGCUGUCCAGGGGACUGGGUGCCCAGGGCCCCCCACGCAAGGGAGACAGUCUUGGAGGCCCAAAGAGCAGCUGGGGGCCUGCAGGCCAGACCAAAGCGGAGGCCUUCGGAAUGAGACAGGUGCCCCCGUGCCCCCUGCAGCUGCCCUUCCGCGGCAUCUCCCACGACAGCCUAGGCCGCGCCACCUACCUCUGUGAGCAGCACCGGCAGGAGCCGGAGAAGUUUCUGUACCCCGUCCUGUCUUCCUGGGAGUACAGCCGGCACGUGGGUAAGGGCCACCCCUCUCCUGCCAUGGCAGGCCUUUGCAGGCAGGCCUGGCCUCCCUCCUGGGCCCUGUCCUCCGUCAGCCCUCACCCACCAGCGUGUCCCUCCGGCCCACCCCUCUCGGAGCAGGCCACAUACCUUCACACUCCGGGCCUUGGGCAGGUCCUAGCUGUGGAGCCAAAGCAGAGUCCCCAGGUUCCCGGGCUAUGCCAGGCCCACCCUGCAGGGGACAUCGUGAAGGAUGCUGGGGCUCCAGCUCAUGCCAGGUCCCAGCCCAUCGCAAAGAGCUUUUACAUCAAAAGUAGCAUCUUCCACUUUCCACGGCGAACAGACCAGCUGAUGUGAACUCGCUGGGGGCUCUGGAGCCACCCACCCUCCCUCUGCUGUGUCCGGCCCUGCCUGCUCUGCUGAGGGUG
Manis pentadactyla (Chinese pangolin) is the source of this 1199-nucleotide messenger RNA. RefSeq lists its product as uncharacterized. NCBI's taxonomy places the organism in Eukaryota, Metazoa, Chordata, Mammalia, Pholidota, Manidae. The coding region runs from base 1 to 1128 and encodes 375 amino acids. The transcript has 3 exons. The record is from RefSeq and is a predicted model, not a curated record.